CAAAGCCACACACACACUCGUUGGUUGGUUUAUUUUGUUUCUCCUUCUUCUCCUUGUUCGUUCCCUCUUGGGUUCUCCCAGCAGCAGCAGCACCACCACCACACAAACCAAACCCACCUCCACACUCCACCCGGGUCAAUGACCCAGAGCAGAAAGCCCAGAAAGCCCAACCCGCAAGCCCGCGAAGCCCUACAGAACCACCCUUCUUCUUCGUUCUCCAGCUCCGGCAUGAAACUCAUCGUCCCCCUCCAGGGCGUGGUUCAGGGACGCGGAGGCCUUCUCCUCGGGACUCUCGUCCCCUGCGCGCUCUUCUACUUCCUCCAGCUCUACCUCAAACGACGCCGUUCCAACUUCUCCCCUCCCUCCCCCUCCGAACCCACCCUCCCACGCACCUCCUCCCGCUCCAGUUUGUCGACACGUGGCUCCAUUUCCCGUGUCCGGGUCUCCAAGCUCGCCACGCAGAUUUCCAGACCCGACGAGUCGCUCUAUUACGUCGGGUUGGAGAGGGUUUCGCGAGAUCCCUACGACGCGUUGGAGAAUCCCAAUGGGAUUAUUCAGUUGGGCUUGUCGGAUAACAAGCUGUGCUUGGAUUUGAUAGGGGAAUGGGUGGCACGGAACUUGGAAGGGUCCAUCAGUGGCGGUGUUGGUCUGGGAAUCAAUGGGAUUGUGCCGUAUCAGACGUUUGAUGGGGUCAUGGAAUUGAAAAUGGCUUUGUCAGAUUUUAUGCAUCAGGUGAUUGGGGGAUCAGUGAAAUUUGACCCAUCUAACAUGGUACUAACAGCUGGGGCAACUCCUGCAAUUGAGAUAUUGUCCUUCUGUUUGGCAGACCAUGGAAAUGCAUUCCUUGUCCCUACACCAUAUUAUCCUGGCUUUGACAGAGAUGUAAGAUGGCGUCCUGGGGUAGACCUAAUACCUGUUCAUUGUCGCAGUACUGACAAUUUCGAUUUAAAUAUCACUGCUCUUGAACAAGCAUUUAGUCAAGCAAGAAAACGAGGAGUCAAAGUUCGUGGAAUUCUAAUUUCCAACCCUUCAAACCCUGUUGGCAAUAUGAUGACACAAGACAUGCUUUACAGUCUUUUAGACUUUGCUGAAGAGAAAAAUAUUCAUAUCAUUGCUGAUGAAGUAUUUGCAGGCUCCACAUAUGGAAGUGAGAAGUUUGUGAGCAUAGCUGAAAUUCUUAAUUCAGAUUAUAUAGACAAGAGCCGGGUCCAUAUAAUAUAUGGUCUGUCAAAAGACCUCUCGCUUGCUGGCUUUAGAGUCGGGGUUAUAUGUUCAUUCAAUGAGAGUGUUUUGGCUGCUGCCAAGAAGUUGAGUAGAUUUUCCUCUAUAUCCGCUCCGACCCAGAGGUUAGUUACUUCAAUGCUUUCAGAUAAAAGAUUUAUUCGGGAGUACUUUGAAACCAACCAGAAAAGAAUACGACAAGUGCACGAUGAAUUUGUGGGUUGUUUAAGUAAACUAGGAAUCAAGUGUGCCAAGAGCAGUGCUGGUAUGUACUGUUGGGCUGAUAUGAGUGGAUUAAUCCGACCUUAUAGUGAGAAAGGAGAAAUUGAAUUAUGGGAGAAGUUUUUGAGUGUUGCUAAGAUCAAUAUAACUCCUGGGUCAGCCUGUCAUUGCAUAGAGCCAGGAUGGUUUAGGAUUUGUUUUACCACUAUAACAUUAGAGGAGAUCCCUUUGGUAAUUGAACGAAUUAGGAAAGUUGUUGAAAGUUGUAAUUCUUCUAGUUGAAGUUCUAUUGUUUCAUUGACAUUUACAGUUAAGGCCUGAUGUUGCAGCCAGAAGUUGCUGUUUAGAAAUUUUGGAAAGGAAUGUGUACAUCCCUAGUUAUCAAGUUCAGUUGUCUUGCGGAAUCCAAAAUUUAUUACUUUGCGGGAGAAAUAUUCUCUUGUAACGCAAAGUCUCAACAGAGUAAACUCAGUUUGCAAUUAAGAGUUUGGUUUAAAAUGAA
Messenger RNA from Glycine soja, 1945 nucleotides. RefSeq names its product probable aminotransferase ACS12. NCBI's taxonomy places the organism in Eukaryota, Viridiplantae, Streptophyta, Magnoliopsida, Fabales, Fabaceae. The transcript has 4 exons. The coding region runs from base 139 to 1725 and encodes 528 amino acids. Gene Ontology annotation, molecular function: L-aspartate:2-oxoglutarate transaminase activity; pyridoxal phosphate binding; aromatic-amino-acid:2-oxoglutarate transaminase activity. Gene Ontology annotation, biological process: biosynthetic process; amino acid metabolic process. The record is from RefSeq and is a predicted model, not a curated record.